Messenger RNA from Rhipicephalus sanguineus (brown dog tick), 5216 nucleotides. Its product is annotated as katanin p60 ATPase-containing subunit A-like 1. The record is from RefSeq and is a predicted model, not a curated record. Gene Ontology annotation, cellular component: microtubule cytoskeleton. The coding region runs from base 119 to 1651 and encodes 510 amino acids. NCBI's taxonomy places the organism in Eukaryota, Metazoa, Arthropoda, Arachnida, Ixodida, Ixodidae. Gene Ontology annotation, molecular function: microtubule binding; ATP binding; microtubule severing ATPase activity. The transcript has 9 exons. Gene Ontology annotation, biological process: microtubule severing.
UUAUCCUUGUGGUCGGCUUGUGCAAAAGGCACUUCCGUCGUUGCUUUUGAGGAAUACGGACAGCCCGCGUUUGACGCAUCUCUUGUAGGCGUUCGGUGGGCGCGUGCUCUUGGACAUCAUGAACAUUAGUAUCGCAGACAUAUGCCAGAACACGCGCAUGGGGCGUGAAUGCGCUCUCUUGGGCAACUACGAGUCGGCGAUCGUCUACUACCAGGGUGUCAUACAGCAGAUACACCGACUUGUGCAGACUGUCACUGGUGAUCGCAAGGAGCGCUGGCAGCAGAUUCAGCAAGAGCUGGCCCAGGAGUACGAGUACGUCAAAGACAUCCAGGUGGUGCUGAGUGGAUUCCGCUCGGACAGCCACCUCGAGCGCAUUCCCACAAGUAGGAUCAACUAUGAGGAUGACCUUGAGCCGGACUCCUGGUUCACUCCACGAGACCCCGAAGUCUGGCCAGCACCCAACCCUGUGGAGCACAAGCCAGGCCCGUCUGUCCGCCAAGUGAGCCGUAGUCGGAGAACAGAGACAUCGCGGACAACUAGCAAUCGCAGUUCGUCCAGUGGCAAGGGUGGUGGAAGCAGCACUGUCAAGCGAGGCACCGACACAAAAGCCUCCCGGAGAGAGGACAGCAAGCCACGCAGCAAGGAUGCCAAGAAGGAUGAACCUACUGCAACCAAGGAAGCCGAGCAGCAGGAGAAGAAGUUUGACUGCACGGGCUACGACCACGAGCUGGUGGAGCUGCUGGAGCGGGACAUUCUGCAGCGGAACCCGAGUGUGCGCUGGGAUGACAUUGCGGACCUGCACGAGGCCAAGAAGCUGCUGGAGGAGGCCGUCGUGCUGCCCAUGUGGAUGCCAGACUUCUUCAAGGGCAUCCGCCGCCCUUGGAAGGUGUUGAAUUCUACAAUUCCUCUGACAGGUGUGCUGAUGGUUGGGCCACCAGGCACUGGCAAGACCAUGCUGGCCAAGGCAGUGGCCACAGAGUGCAGCACGACAUUCUUCAAUGUCUCUUCAUCCACUCUCACCUCCAAGUACCGGGGCGAAAGUGAAAAGUUGGUGCGCCUGCUCUUUGAGAUGGCCCGGUUCCAUGCCCCCAGCACCAUCUUCAUUGACGAAAUUGAUUCCCUGUGUUCCCGAAGAGGCUCCGACUCGGAGCACGAGGCCAGCCGGCGUGUGAAAUCGGAGCUGCUCAUUCAGAUGGAUGGCAUCACCAACAAUGAGGACCCAGCCAAGGUGGUGAUGGUGUUGGCAGCCACCAACUUUCCCUGGGACAUUGAUGAAGCACUUCGCCGGAGGCUCGAGAAGCGCAUCUACAUUCCUCUGCCCAACAGUGCUGGGAGGGAGGCACUGCUGAGGAUCAACUUGAAGGAUGUUGAGGUCUGCCCCGAGCUUGACAUUAACCUCAUUGCGGAGCAACUGGAUGGCUAUUCCGGUGCUGACAUCACCAAUGUCUGCAGGGAUGCUUCAAUGAUGGCAAUGCGACGAAGAAUACAUGGUCUCACUCCAGAGGAAAUUCGCAACCUUACCAAGGAAGAGCUCGAACUUCCAGUUAGCCGAGAUGACUUCGAGGAGGCCAUACGCAAGAUCAACAAAUCAGUUAGCCGGGAGGAUCUGGAGAAGUAUGAGAAGUGGAUGUCUGAAUUCGGCUCAACCUAAUUGUCUUUUUACGUUCACUAGCACUCCUGUUUGCUAAACGCUUGCAGCCUAUCCGUCAUCCCUUCAAGGCUCUCACCGUGAAGGUCCAGUGUGCCUAUUGUUUUCAUCAAGAUUUUACGUGUGCUGCAACAUGCACAGUUUUCUCAAGUAUGUUAUCGACUGUUCUUUCGAGGCCUGCACUUGACGGCUAAGUGAGUGUUUAGCCAAUAAGUGUUGUGACACUUUGUAUGCAAUGAUCCCAGUGCACUACUCAUGUUUUGUGUUUGGUCCACUGUGAAGGCAUGCUCGAGCACGUCAAUGUGCGUUGCAGCCAUUGAGAUCUGUUCCAAAUAGAUAUCAGUGCUCGGGCUGCUUUCUUGUUGCCAGGUGCCUGGAGCUAAGCAGUAACGAUGUGGCCUGCUCCUGGCAUGAGCUUGACCAACUGAUGGUGGCCAAAUACAGUGAGCUGUUAUAAACUCUUUUUAAUAGCCGAUUUGGGUGGCUGUGUCGUCUGCUGCCACUGCCGCCACCAGUGUCUGUCACACCUAUCGCACGUGAAAGAGACAACAUUCAGUUCCUGCCAUAAUCAGACUUGACUAUGCUAUGAAGCUGCUUUGGAAAGAAAACCCUAUGGGCGGUCCUGUUGGGGCAAAAAGUCGCGCGUGCUGCUAUGCAAAUGCUACGAACGGAUACAUAGUAUUGCACCAGGCAUCAUACCAUGUGAAUUGCCAUAAUGUCCUCUAUAAUUUCAGUGCCCGGCAAGCCAUCAGCACAAUAGGAAAGUGCCAUUGGCGGAGUUACGCAGCUCCGCCACUAUACGCUGGGGGUGCCACUCAUGUAGGGCCGCUGGAAGGGUGGCGGUACGCAUAUUUUGUUGUUGUAUUGCAGUUCUCAAGUGUUCUGGGCGUUGGUCAUCUGGUCCUUGUUACUUGUGACGUGAAAAAUGAACCAUUUGACAUAAUUUUCACAAACAUGAUAGUUGGUCCUCCAGCGGCAAAAAUGGGGUGAUAACUGUGCCCGGCUUGGUCUUUCAGAAAUCCAAGUGCUGAUGUCAUGUCUCGAGAAAGCACUUGCAACGCCCUUUUCACAUUCAUUUUCUCGUUGUUGUUAGGAUAUACAUGCUUUCUGCUCAAGUUCCGCACUGGCUUGAGAAGCUGUUCUUUUUGCAUUUCAUACAGCUUCGUUUUGGUCGGCUGUCAUACGUUGGCGAAGCUAUCUUUUGCUUGGUGCUACGGCUACAAAUGCUUACAAGUGCACUUGAAAGUAAACAAUCACAGCAGCAAAAAAACGUUGCAGUGCGCGAUUGCCUAGGUGCAGCAGCGUGCAAUACAGUGGCAGAAGCGCCAAAAACCACAACAGACUUUACCUACGCGGGUGGCACCACGCCGCGUAGGAAUGCAGCGUAAUACCACGGUGGGUGAGAGGGAAGGAUGAUGGUGGCUGAGGGAACAUUUGAUGGGCACAGAAAAGUAUAGAGGAGGCCUCUGUGGAAUUGCUUAACAAGGGGGGGCUUUAAAGUCGUCUACCCAGCGCAAAGGGCUCAGCCAUGAUGAUCACUUUGUGCAGCAACAUAGAUGCAGAUAUGUCUUUGCAGUCACAUAGCAAACUGCAAGCGCCAAGCCACAUGAUUUGUGUAAUAGGUGGAAGCUUAAGGCUGUGCAGCCAUUACAAAGGGCUGUGCUGUAGUUAAUUAUUAUUAUUAGCAGCAGUAGCAUUAUUAGCGGCCUUCCAUCUCGCAAGGUGUCAUGCCAGGUCAACUGCACCAUGUGUGGGUGCAAUAAAGCUGCCUAACCAUUACAGACACCUGUACCACAGUUCUUUAUAGUCAUAAGCUAGAGCAGCUACGUAGCUGCAAACAUUGUGUGGCAGAUGCUAGUCUGGGACUACAAAGAGUGACCUUCCGUAUAUUGCCGAUUAUAAGUCGACCCCCCCAACUUGCAACCCCUUAACCCCUUCUAGGGCAAAAAAAAGUUGACUUCGAACACAGCCUCAUGCUGCGGCCAUAGCUCACCAAUAAGUUUUUCAGAAGAGGGAGUGAUGCAAAGAAACAUUUAUUUGCCCGUGAAACAUUGCUUACGACUCGUCGUCGCUUGAGAGAAGGACGCAGUCACGGUCAUUGCCAUCAUGUGAGCCACUGCUGCUGCUCGCCGUCGGAACGGGUGCCGGUGGUACUGAGAUGCCGCACGUGGAAAACGCCGCGUGGACCAUGUCGGUUGGCAGUCCAUACCAGGCAUCGUUGACACAUUUCUUGGAUACUUCAAACUCGGUUUGCGGGAUGCACAUAUCCUUCGCCACAGUUCGGGCUUUUGCUUCAAUAUCAUUGUAGCGAACACUCAGGCUCUUGCUUCUCUGGUCAUGAACCCAAUCUGGAACCGUCUCCUCAAUGGCAGGGUAUCGUCCAGACUUUGGUCCGCGAAAGGAACAGCGUGUAGCAGCGCACGCGAAGAUCUUGGUCCUUUGUUUUCUCCAUUCCCUCAUGCACUUUUCCGACACAUCAAACUUGCGCCCUGCUUCAACGUUGCUUUCCGACUCUGCAUAGAGGAUUGCUUGCCUCUUGAAAGCAGCGCUGUACUGUUGCCAACGUAGCAGUGGCAUCUUGGCGUCCGUUUGGCAGCGUCGCAAAUUGCGCACACCACUGCUCGCAAGCGAAGCGAAAUGCAGAAAUGGCGAACAGGUGUGAGUGCAAAAAAGACGUGAAGACGCUUGUGGGCUCAUGUGACUGGUCAUGUGGUUUAGUUCCCCGCAAAGUGUUGCCAGCCAACACGGCGCUGCCAGCUUUUCUGUGAAACGCCGAUGGUUUGUCAACGAAUCGUUUCUAUUGUAUGAAAACAAAACUGCAGGGCGCAUCGCAAGGUAAAUUCCUCUUUAUUCAUAGAGCAUCGCUCGCCCUCUAUCAAAGGUUUGAAAUGCUGCUUUCGAGACCGUGUUUCCCAAGCAGUUCGCAUUAAUGCCGCGCGGCGGUGAUUUUUUAAACGCGCUCCGUAGUUUCGCCUCGCGUGGUUUCGCUAUAGUUUCGCGAUCAUUGUGGCAGGUCACAAAAAUGUCCGGCUCCGGAAGCGGCGCGCGCGUUGAGAGAUAGCUAUUGCCGCGACUCCGCUGCCUCUGCGGCUGAUGUUAUCGAUGCGUCGAAUAGCAGAAAAUUAAAGGACGACGACCUUUCGUCGGACCCCACAGAUAAGUCGACUUUACGAUUCCGCGUAUAGGUCGACUCCGAUUAUAGGUCGAUCCCCGAACUUUGGAAGGUCAUUUUAUAAAAAAAACGUCGACUUAUAAUCGGCAAUAUACGGUAAUACAGUUAUGCUCAUUUUUCAGCUGUUAGUACAUUCCCACAAAACACGAUUAUUUGGCACCAACAUUUUGUUUAUUACCAAACUACAGUUGUAUAAGCCUGUGCAGUUGAGAGCAGUGGUCGCUCACUGCGGCAGCUUUCCUGCAGUAUUGGCCCACCCGCUCUUCCUACGCUAGCAAAUCACCGAACCGAUCGUUACACACCGCACUCGCAGCUAUCUUAUUAUUAGGUUACAUGGUGCCACAGGCCUUGUUUGUCCAAGAGUUGCAGAAAAAAAUAAAAUUUUCAAAACCAUUG